Alternaria arbusti is the source of this 786-nucleotide messenger RNA. RefSeq lists its product as uncharacterized. Gene Ontology annotation, molecular function: carboxy-lyase activity; hydrolase activity. The coding region runs from base 1 to 786 and encodes 261 amino acids. NCBI's taxonomy places the organism in Eukaryota, Fungi, Ascomycota, Dothideomycetes, Pleosporales, Pleosporaceae. The record is from RefSeq and is a predicted model, not a curated record. Gene Ontology annotation, cellular component: cytoplasm; cytosol. The transcript is spliced from 2 exons. Gene Ontology annotation, biological process: secondary metabolic process.
AUGUUGAGCCAGGACAUAUCGCACGCAGUCGUGGCGUUCUCUUCGCCGGGCGCAAACGUGUAUCCCAGGAACCGAGAAGCGACCAUCGCGCUUGCUCGGCUGAUUAAUGAGCAGUCCGCAGCGUAUGCGCGAGUCUACCCCAACCACUUCUCGUUCUACGCCGUUGUACCGCUCCCAUAUACCCAGGAUGCAAUCGCUGAAGCCAUGUACGCUCUCGACACGCUUGAAGCCGCAGGUAUCGCGCUCUACUCCAAUUUCGAAGGUCGAUACCUUGGCGACUCUGCCUUCACGCCCUUCUUCCAAGCCAUGAAUGCGCGAGGGACCGACCAGAUCAUCUACGUUCACCCCACGACGCCCUACCUGCGCAUCAACGGCUCACCCAUCGAAGCAAACCCAACGACGUACCCAACAGGCAACAUCGAGUUCUACUUCGAAACCGCGCGCGUUCUCCAAGACCUCGCCGUCACGCAAACCAUUCUCAACUUCACAGACAUCAACUACAUCAUCCCACACGUCGGCGGCGCAUUCCCGUCUGUCGCAGACCGCCUGUUGAAGUCGUUUCCCGCGAUCUACGACCGCACCCUCGAGGCUUUGCAGACACGCUUCUUCUGGGAUUCCGCGGGCCCGACGUACUUCCACCAAGUUGGUGGCCUACUUGCGUACGACAUACCGGCGUCGAAUCUGUUGUUUGGGACGGAUUACCCGUACGCGCCGGUCUUCACGUAUGCGCCUUCGCUAGUAGGUAUUAAGACGUCGCGGUUCGUAGACGAUUCCGAGCGUGCCUAG